ACUCGCGUAUUCAAUUUUGUCUAUAUCAGCUGUCUAUUAUGAAGUUAUUAAUGAUUUUUAUUGUGAUCCUAUGACCUUUAUAUAACCUGGCUGGCGAUUGUUUCAAUAUUAAUUUAAAUAAAAUUUAUCAAAAGAUAUACUGCUUUUGAAGGCUAAAUCAAAUUAAUUUUUGUGAGUGCUUCCAAAUAAAAAAGUUUACUAAGUCUAAUGGAGAAAAAAUGUCCAAAACAUCUUUUACGUAACUUAUACUCAGGUCCUGAGCUAACUAUCAAAGAAGCCAAAUGUAUUAUGUCAAAAUUUGAUGGUGGAUCGGUUGAUUUGGAGAAAGAUGAAAUUAACUGCAUUGCUAAAAUUCAAUUAAACAAUCCUCGAGUUAAAAAUGCAAUCAGCGGGAAAAUGAUGAUCGACUUGGAGAAAAUUGUAGACGAAUUGGAAAGUUGGAAUGAAUGUAAAGGAGCUAUUUUGUACGGAGCUGAUGGUAAUUUCUGUUCAGGUGGAGAUUUGAACAUGGCUAAGAAAGCUAACACUGCUAAGGACGGUUACGCAAUGGGCACUUACAUGCAUUACAUACUAGAUCGCUUUCAAAAAUUACCAUUUAUCACCGUUGCUUACAUUGAUGGCACAGGUGCAUUAGGUGGUGGUGCUGAACUAUGUACUGCUUGUGACUAUAGACUGAUAAAUCAUUCUGCAACCAUUGGUUUUGUACACGCACGAAUGGGUGUUAUCCCAGCUUGGGGAGGUGCCGGUCGUUUAAUGAAAAUCGUUGGCCACCAAAAGACCAUGGACUUACUAUUAGAAGCUAAACCAAUACCUGCAACUCAUGCCUUACAAAUGGGAUUGAUUGACGGUAUAGUGAAUACUUUCUCAGAUGCAGUCCAUUGGUUGCUACAUAGGGUUAGCAAGUAUCCAAUCGAUGUUAUCAAUGCUAUUAAAUAUUUACGAAUAACUUACCACCAAUGUCCAGAAACUACUAGCCUAAUGGAACGGAAAAUAAUGGCUCCUCUUUGGGGAGGUCCCGCUAAUCAAGCUGCUCUACAACAAUAUAUUAAACAUAAAUAAAUUGAACCUUGAUAAGUUUAAUAUUUAUUAAAAUUUUUGAGAAAAACUG
Daktulosphaira vitifoliae (grape phylloxera) is the source of this 1108-nucleotide messenger RNA. Its product is annotated as ethylmalonyl-CoA decarboxylase-like. Gene Ontology annotation, biological process: fatty acid beta-oxidation. The record is from RefSeq and is a predicted model, not a curated record. Gene Ontology annotation, molecular function: enoyl-CoA hydratase activity. Gene Ontology annotation, cellular component: cytosol. NCBI's taxonomy places the organism in Eukaryota, Metazoa, Arthropoda, Insecta, Hemiptera, Phylloxeridae. Bases 208 to 1059 code for a protein of 283 amino acids. The transcript has 4 exons.